CUGAAACAGCACUUCUCUUUCACUGCUGCAUCGUGAUUGACACAACACCGUUAAAUCAUAAGAGGAUUUAUAGUGUGAAGAAAAAAAUAAAAAGGUGGAACAACCAGCAUUAAAGCCAUAACAGCUCUCAGUUUAAGAGGAGUAAAGGAAUGAAAACAGGUUCAGUCCAUUUAGAUGCGGCUGCCCUCUUGUGGUCAGAGAACAGAUUGAGGUGAAACUGAAAGUAUUUGUGGUUUCCGCUCUGGACGCUAAAGUGGAGAGUCGUGUGUGAGAUUAGUGGAGAGUUUAAACUCGGUCUUAUUAUUAUGGAUCUGCUGUUAUAGACAAAAACCUGAUAUGAACUGAUUUAAAAUGUGGACAUAUUUCACCACCAGCAGCGAUAUGACUAUGAAGAACAGCGAAGGAUUGAUGGGACUUUGACCUCUGACCCAGCUGAAAUGAGGAGGCUGGCUGUGUAUUAUGUGGAUUUGUAAUGCAUGGAAGGACUGAAGGUGCAACAGAACUGCUACGAGACCUUUUACAGUUGCGACUGAAGAAGAGGGAGAAGUUGGAUUCUCUGAUUCAAUUCAAGGAAAUUACAGUUCCACAGCUGUUGGCAGGAUGACAGAUUGUAUUAGUGUGAAUCUGUAGGAGGAGAUAAAGAGAUAAAAAUGGCGGCUGCAAGAAACAAUGAGUUUAAACUCUUUGGACCCCGUGAUGGAGAUUAUCAAUCUCCCUCUGUGGUCACUCUCUCCUGUCACCUGUCUCCUGAAAUCAGUGCUGUUUCCAUGGAGAUCAGGUGGUUUAAGGGGACGGACUGUGUUUGUCUCUAUAAGAACAGGCAGGUGACAGAGGGGAGGGGCUACAGGGGCAGAGUGAGUCUGUUCACUCAGGAGCUGCAGAGAGGAAACGUCUCCUUACAGAUCAGAGACUGCAGAUGGUCAGAUAGAGGAGAUUAUUUGUGUCAGGUCACCAAUGGAGACACAACAGAGGAGUGUACAGUAGGAAUGUGGCCACCGUCGUGGGGUUCAGGGACAGAAGCACAGAGAAAGUCUCGAGUUGCGGAAGUCUAUGUUUAUCAGGUGAGCAUGUUAUUCUACAUAGAUCACACUUUUAAAAAAGAUGGUUCUUCAAAGGUUCUUUAGUAAAGUAUAUGGUUCUGUUUAGAACCAAGAACACUCGAUGAACAUUUUGCUGGAUUAAAGGUUUCU
This is a messenger RNA of Colossoma macropomum (tambaqui), 1190 nucleotides long. RefSeq names its product butyrophilin-like protein 2. Bases 651 to 1124 code for a protein of 157 amino acids. The record is from RefSeq and is a predicted model, not a curated record. The transcript has 7 exons. NCBI's taxonomy places the organism in Eukaryota, Metazoa, Chordata, Actinopteri, Characiformes, Serrasalmidae.